Messenger RNA from Gilbertella persicaria, 453 nucleotides. RefSeq lists its product as uncharacterized. Lineage: Eukaryota; Fungi; Mucoromycota; Mucoromycetes; Mucorales; Choanephoraceae. The record is from RefSeq and is a predicted model, not a curated record. The transcript is spliced from 3 exons. Bases 1 to 453 code for a protein of 150 amino acids.
AUGUCUCGUAUUGACGCUUAUUUUAGCAAAAGAAAGUCAAGAGCCAAUACACACCUUGAGAGCAAUGGAGGUCGUGUAGUCCAAGCUCCUGAACCUGUAUAUGACCUUGUUAAAAAGCCAUCUGACACUACUCAAAAGACAGUCAAGAAGAACAGUAUCUUGUACUAUCUUUCCAAGCAGGCAGAACAACCUGUCCUUUGUCAAAUUCGAUCCAAUAUUCCAUUGACGGAUAUUUGGCAUACUGUUCUUGAAGAGUUUGAUGCUCCGCUUCCAUUGUCUGAUACCAUUCUAAGCCGAAAGAGACUUGCUCAAGAAGACUAUGGUCGAAAUGUGCGUAUCCGUACACAAGCGGAUGUAUUCACAUUAUGCAUGGAAGACUAUGCAACAGAAGACAAGGAAGACCUUUCACGACCUAUUCCUGUAACAAACGAAUUUUCAAGUGUAUGGCAAUAA